Molecule: messenger RNA, 2347 nt
Organism: Symbiodinium sp. CCMP2456
Lineage: Eukaryota; Dinophyceae; Suessiales; Symbiodiniaceae
Source: the annotation of a GenBank genome assembly
GAUCGAGUUGCGGCAGGCAGGCUAUGUGGAGGUAAACGGCGCCGACAGCAAUGGUAUCUUUGACAAGCUCUGCAAGUGGCUCGAACAAACUUGGAAAGCAAAGAGAGUCCAGGCAGACCCGGGAUAUUGCGCGCUCAAGUUUAGCUGUGAUGUUUUCAGCAAGCGUGGCCGUGAAGGCGAAAACAACAUGGGCAUGAGGACCAUGGAGAUGGUGGACUUUAUGGUGCAGCAGUGCGCCUGGACGAUGAUCACCUGUAAUGGUGGAAACUUUGGCAGGUAUGGAGACAUCCGCGAACAACAAAUGGUCUUCCGGGACGACGGGCAUGUGCAGCAUGGUGACGACCACAUCAUGGUCGAGCUUAGGGACAUCGGCUAUGUGGAAGUGAAUGGCCUCUCCAGCUCGCGCGACAUCGAGCCUUUCGUCUCACAGUUCUUGAUGGGAAGCUGGCAGUGUCAAGACUACAACCCGCACUUCUAUGAGCAGACAAAGUUCUGUGAUCGCAAGUUUGUCACACCGCAGAAUCUCUACUACAAGCAGGGCUUGACAAACAACAUCGGCAAGCUGACCAUCGAACUGUCUAUCGCCCUAGCUUCGCAAGGGUGGAUGCUGAUGCUUUGUAACGGCGGCCACAUCUCCAGCAUCAAGGACCCUGCCUACUGCAACUCCAUGGCGCCUCUUCCGAUGCGCAAAAAGAUGGUCGACUGUGAACUUAUUGGCGGCAUCAAGCGGGAGCAACAGAUCAAGUUCAGUCGGGCGCCGGACCGCGCUAUCGCAGCCGAGCCCCUUCUGAUGAUCGAGCUCCGAUCCGUGCCCAGACGUCCACCCGAGAGCAUCAACACUAUGAAUCUGGAAUAUAUAGACCCCUUCAAGGAGAACGAGACCAGGAAGAGGCAGACGGCCGUCGCACUGCGUGAUUGGAUUGUCUCGGCAGAUUACGAGGGCUUUGUUGAGGUGAAUGGUUUCAACACCAAUGGCGUAUAUCAGAAGCUACAAGAAUUCAUCGAGCGAUUCCUUAAGGGAAGAUUGCUCGGGCCGCAGCCCUACUGCGACUGCCUUUUCUCUUGCUCAGCGUUUCGUCAGAAGAUGUCUCCCCAUGGCGAGUACUGGGACGGCUUCUACUGUGGCGAGAACAACUUCGGAAAGUACACCAUGCGUUUGAUCGAUUUUUUGGUAGACCACCUUGGCGAAUGGGACCUUAUCGCCUGCAACGGCAAUGCAGCUGAGCGUGCGUGGAGCUGGAGUGGCCUUGUGUCCAUGGUGGCCCGUGAACAACAGCUUGUUUUCCGCCACCGUCCCAAAGCCGGACGGGUGUUCAUGGCCACCGGGCAGUACGCGCCCUUGGGCCACAAACCGAUGCAGGCCCCGGACUACUGGACUACUGAGUCCCGCGAGGGCACUGCUGCCUUUAAGGUCGUGCCAGUGACAGAGGAGGAGAAGGAGUGGCUGCAGCAGCUCCUGGAUGGCAGCUACGUGAAAAGGGUCACUCGGGAUCGCAGAGGCGGUCGACUGGCAGAGCGCUUCGAGCUUGUCGCUGCAGUUCGAUCCGAAAAUCCCCACUUGUGGGAUGCGUUCGCAAACCGACGGCACAAGGUUGGCCUCGCUCGUGAUGGCCUACAUGCAGAUCACAGAGGAGAGGACGUGGUCCCCAAGACGACCCUCGCUUGCCCUGCACUGGCGGCACGCUGUGUUGACGAGGAUGGGAAGAAUCCUUCGACCGAAGGUAUGUUUCUUCACGGAACGAAUCCGACAUCGGCCGUGGCGAUCCUGAAGAACAACUUCAAGAUUGAUUUAGCUGGUGCCAGUGCAGGAACGAUGUUUGGGCCAGGAGCAUAUCUCGCCGAAGCAUCGACCAAAGCGGACGAGUACGCGCAAGAUGACAAGGCCGGCAGCUACAAAGGCCUCUAUGCCAUGGUCGCCUGCCGGGCAGUGAUGGGAAGACCCUUCGUUGAAAAGAACCCCGGCAACUACUCAAAGAAGGUGACCUCGGGCGCAUUUGAUGUUGUUCUUGGUGAUCGCGAGGCGGCAGUCGGGACUUUCCGGGAGUUCAUCUUCUUUCACGAGGAGUCGAUAUAUCCGGAGUACGCGUUGUUUUACCGGAGAGUCCACGGCGAAGAGGUAUCCGAGACGGUGCUUGAAGAAGUGGGCUGUGAGCCCAAAGACGUGGAGCCCGGCAUACCCGAAGCAAUUCCGGGCUGCCACGGCCAGCUCCAAUGCCUCGUUCCGGCGGAUGCGAUACCGGGUGGCACACUCAAGGUACGUACGCCGGGUAGUGAUCAAGUCAUCGAGAUAGCCCUCCCUGAGGCGGUGAGGCCAGGGAGUAUUCUCGCCUUCCGCGUGAGACCUUGA